Aspergillus puulaauensis is the source of this 501-nucleotide messenger RNA. RefSeq lists its product as uncharacterized. Bases 1 to 501 code for a protein of 166 amino acids. The record is from RefSeq and is a predicted model, not a curated record. Lineage: Eukaryota; Fungi; Ascomycota; Eurotiomycetes; Eurotiales; Aspergillaceae. The transcript is spliced from 2 exons.
AUGACCACCAAAAUACCCGAACAUUUUGACAUGGGGAGCUGUGAAAUAUACCUGGCCGCGUCCAAGGCCGACUCCUGCUUCGGCGGACGCUGGGUAGUUAUGCUAUCAUCCCACGUCACUGGGACAUAUGAUGUGUACUAUUCCACUGGAAGCCCUUCUGCUACAGGGAAUGGAUACGAGCAGAAACAAGCUAGUGACCUGAAGAUUAAAGACCGCGACGAUCUUUUCAUAGGAGCGAUAUACCUGGGAUGUUUCCAGGUCGAACGACUGAACAGGUUCAUCAAGGUGUUUAAGAGGACAAUCCCGGGUCCGGACCAGUUCUUCGCGGUUUUAUGGGAACCCCGGUAUUCGGAGGCAGAGAGGAAAUACUAUGACGAUAAUCUUUCCCCAGUUGAUUAUUUGUUCUACACCACGGAUGUUAAAGAAAGCGGCCACCUUGUGCCUAAAAAGACCGGCCCAAAGUUCCCUUAUAUCUUUCCAGGGUGUACAGAGGAAUCAUAA